This is a messenger RNA of Lolium rigidum, 1582 nucleotides long. RefSeq names its product short-chain dehydrogenase/reductase family 42E member 1. The coding region runs from base 1 to 1449 and encodes 482 amino acids. Gene Ontology annotation, biological process: steroid biosynthetic process. The record is from RefSeq and is a predicted model, not a curated record. Gene Ontology annotation, molecular function: 3-beta-hydroxy-Delta5-steroid dehydrogenase (NAD+) activity. Lineage: Eukaryota; Viridiplantae; Streptophyta; Magnoliopsida; Poales; Poaceae. The transcript has 5 exons.
AUGCAUCUGAGCGAGAACGAGGGGAUCGAGGGCGCGCGGUUCGCGGUGACGGGCGGGCUGGGCUUCGUCGGCGCCGCCCUCUGCCUGGAGCUGCUCCGCCGCGGCGCCCAGGAGGUCCGGUCCCUCGACCUGCGCGCCUCCUCCCCCUGGUCCCAGCAGCUACUCGACGCCGGCGCCCGCUUGAUCCAAGGGGAUGUUAGAAAGAAGGAGGAUGUUGGGAAAGCUGUCCGCGGGGUGGACUGUGUCUUCCACCUCGCCUCAUAUGGCAUGUCUGGGAAAGAAAUGGUACAAGCAGGACGGACAGACGAGGUCAAUAUAAACGGGACGUGCAAUGUACUGGAUGCUUGCCACGAGCAUGGUGUUAGAAGGCUUGUGUAUGUAAGCACGUAUAACGUGGUGUUUGGGGGGAAGCCCAUCGUAAAUGGUGACGAGACGUUGCCUUAUUUUCCUAUCGAAGAUCAUGUUGAUGCUUAUGGGCGUAGUAAAUCAAUUGCUGAACAGCUGGUAUUGAAGAGUAAUGGCCGGCAAGCUAAGAGUAAAAGUACUCGUCUUUAUACAUGUGCAAUUCGCCCGGCUGCUAUAUAUGGUCCAGGUGAAGAGCGUCAUCUUCCAAGGAUCAUGUCCCUUGCAAAAUUGGGAUUAGCAUCCUUUAAGAUUGGGGGUCCAAAUGUGAAGACAGAUUGGGUCUAUGCAGAUAAUCUUGUUCUUGCACUGAUAUUGGCAAGCAUGGGACUUUUAGAUGACAUUCCUGGCAGGAAGGGAACUCCUGUAGCAGCCGGUCAAGCAUAUUUCAUAUGUGAUGGAGAGCCUGUUAACAGUUUCGAAUUUAUCAUCAGCCCCUUACUCAGAAAAUUGGGCUAUACGGUUCCUCGAGUUACACUAGAUACUUCGGUAGCCCUCACAAUUUCAAGAAUUAUUUUGUUCAUAUCCACACUGUUCUAUCCAUGGUUAGAUAGUAAAUGGAUUCCUCAGCCUCUUGUUCUUCCUGCUGAAGUAUACAAGGUGGGUGUUACACACUACUUUUCAUAUCUGAAGGCUAAGGGGGAACUUGGCUAUGUGCCAAUAACGAGUCCCCAGGAAGGCUUGGCUGCAACUAUCUCCUAUUGGCAGGAACGGAAGAGGAGAGAGCUUGAUGGACCGACAAUAUUUAUCUGGUUGGCAGUAACAUUGGGGAUGCUCGCUGUGUUUUCAGCUGCUUGCCUUCCACCUGUUGGUCCACUGAAAUGGGUGCUUGCCCUCCAUUUAUUUGUCUUCCGCUCAAUGCUGGUGAUUCGUCUCGUCCUUGUGGUCUCGGUUGCACUGCACGUCUUGGAAGGCAUCUAUGCCUGGUUCCUGGCGAGAAAGGUUGACCCAAGGAACGCUACAGGGUGGUUCUGGCAAACCUCUGCCCUGGGGUUCUUUUCCCUCCAGUUUCUGCUCAAGAGAGCAAGAGAGAGUAAGCAAAGGUAGCAUGACCAAAGUGAGGCUGGUGUGUAAAAUUUGUGUUGUACUACUUUACAUGCUGUUUGGGAACUCCAUAACAGUAGAUUCGAGCCAAAAUGCCACAGCAGAUGUGAUAUUUUGCUGUAAAGUACCCUUCUGA